Sclerotinia borealis F-4128 is the source of this 1947-nucleotide messenger RNA. Lineage: Eukaryota; Fungi; Ascomycota; Leotiomycetes; Helotiales; Sclerotiniaceae. The record is from the annotation of a GenBank genome assembly.
AUGCCUCCAGAAAAACCAAUACCCUAUCCCGACGAUUUCUCCAACGCGGAUGAAUACGUCGACUCACUCCUGCACUUCGCAACCACCUCGACCAUUUUCCAAACCCUAUGCGGAGGUGUACAUAUCCUCGAUUUCUUCAUCCGAGAACCUAGUCUGUAUCACAAAAUUCUCCCGGAAGAAUGGCGUGAGUGGCUUUUAUCCUGUCCCUCCAUGGACCUCCUCGAUCUCCUUAUGCGCGAUGAUCUCUCGCUCCCACGUGAUGAUCCGCCGCCGGAAUCCUUGAUGAAAUAUAUUCAAGAUAUCCGCAAACAUUCUCUGAUCCGGACGGUGGAGAAGGAAAACUUAAGCACCACGAAAUUACCGCGGAAUGUGGCGGUGGGCAUGAUUCCGAAAAAAGUGCACGAGGUGACGAAUUUUGCGGAUUACGUGGUUCGGGUGGCGGAUUCGGUGAAGGAGGAGAGUGGGAGGGAAAUCACCCAUUUUGUGGAUUUUGGGAGCGGCCAGAAUUAUUUGGGGAGGACCCUGGCGAGUCCGCCGUGGAACCGAUGGAUUGUGGCGGUGGAGAGUAAGGGGGGGAAUAUCGAGGGCGCGAAGGGCAUGGAUGUUCUUGCGGGCAUGGCCGAGAGAGAAAAGGUUAUGAGGAAUAAGAAGGUUUUUAGAGAGAAGAUUAUGGGGGAGGUAGGGAAGACGAGGAGGGUGGAGGGAAAGAGGGUCGAGGAGGCGGAUUUAAGACCCGCGAGGGAUUUGCAGACAAUUUAUACUCCUACUGAUGGGAAGGGGUAUAUUCAGUAUGUGGAACAUCGGGUUGAAGAUGGCGAUUUAUCAGAUGUGGUAUCUCAAAUUGAGAAUCUGAAAGUUUCCGCUCCAUCCGAAACCCUCAAUAAUAUCUCCGAACCCGAUUCUUCCACCCCAGCUACAACAGAAGACAUCGAAUCUUGCGUCUCGGAAGCCACACCCCCGGAAAUAAACCUAAUGGCCAUAUCCAUCCAUUCCUGCGGCAAUCUAUCUCACCACGGUAUCCGCUCUCUCCUACUCAAUCCCUCCGUGCACGCAAUCGCCAUCGUAGGCUGCUGCUACAAUCUACUCUCCGAACGCCUCACCCCCCCUUCCUACAAACAUCCCCUACUCCGCCCCAAUCUACGCGCCAUGAAUCUCCCCCCCUCAAUCAGCACACCCAUCCCCGCAGACCCCCACGGCUUCCCCAUGUCCAAUCGUCUAGCCACCUACAACGAAACGGGCAUCACCCUCAAUAUAACCUCACGCAUGAUGGGGGUGCAGGCCCCCGGCAACUGGACUUCUAAAGACAGCGAUUCCUUCUUCACGCGCCAUUUCUAUCGCGCGUUGUUGCAGAAACUAUUAUUGGAUUAUGGGGUUGUGCAGGCCAUCCCGCUGGAUACUUCGGAUGAUUCUGAUGAUAAGAAUCCUUCUGCUACUUGUACUUCUCAUGCAUGCAAUACCAAUACCGGUACAUCAGAGAAAGAAGCUGAAAAAGAAGAUGAGAAAAUCACUACUACCCCCAUAAUCAUCGGGUCCCUGCGAAAAUCCUGCUACACAUCCUUCACGACCUACGUACGCGGCGCCAUCCAAAAACUCACCUCUAUCCCACCCUCAUCCUCCUCCCCAUCCUCCUCCUCCCCACCAAUCUCCUCUCAACCCCCACCACCCCGCACAAGCAUAACCCCCCUCCUCCUGACCCGCCUCUCCACUCUCACAGACACCACCCUCCAACACUACUCUGAAAAGUAUCUCCCCCAGAAGGCCGAACUCAGUAUUAUAUGGAGCUUGAUGGCCUUCAGCGCGGGCGUCGCUGAAUCCCUGAUUGUGACCGAUCGAUAUGUGUAUUUGCGGGAGGCGAUGCAGCGGGGCGAGUGUAGGGAUGCGUGGGUCGAGGGCGUGUUUGAUUAUGGGUUGAGUCCGAGGAAUUUGGUUGUGGUGGGUGUUAAAUAG